Molecule: messenger RNA, 498 nt
Organism: Wyeomyia smithii (pitcher-plant mosquito)
Lineage: Eukaryota; Metazoa; Arthropoda; Insecta; Diptera; Culicidae
Exons: 1
Coding region: 1-498 (165 amino acids)
Biological process (GO): DNA integration
Molecular function (GO): nucleic acid binding
Source: RefSeq, a predicted model, not a curated record
AUGAAAGAAAUUUCGGCAAAGAAUACGAUUUUGGCUUUUCAUGAAACCUUCUGCAGAUAUGGCAUACCGGAAUCUAUCAAGUCGGACAAUGGUCCGCAAUUCAUGAGUGAGUCGCUGCAAAGCUUUUGUACCGAGUUUGGAAUUGAGCUGCGGAAAACCACACCAUACUGGCCUCAGGCCAAUGGUGAAGUUGAGCGCGCUAACAGAUCCCUAAAAAAACGACUUCAGAUCAGCCAGGAAUCUUGUAAAGUGGAUUGGAAGUGGGAUUUACGAAUGUAUCUCCUGAUGUAUAAUUCGACACCUCAUUCUACUACGGGAGUGGCACCUUCUGCAUCAAUGUUCGGUAGAGUGCUGCGAGAUAAACUUCCAACUUUUCCAACAGGUUUGAAAAAGUCUAUCGAAGAAAUACGCAGAAUACGCGGACAGAAGAAGGAAAGCCUGUCCAAAUGCACUGAAGGAAGGAGAUGUGGUGGUCGCAAAAAGAAUGACAAAAGAUAA